Messenger RNA from Drosophila virilis, 1853 nucleotides. It is a transcript of the gene Diap1, whose product is annotated as Death-associated inhibitor of apoptosis 1. The record is from RefSeq and is a predicted model, not a curated record. Gene Ontology annotation, molecular function: cysteine-type endopeptidase inhibitor activity involved in apoptotic process; ubiquitin protein ligase activity. Gene Ontology annotation, cellular component: cytoplasm; nucleus. Lineage: Eukaryota; Metazoa; Arthropoda; Insecta; Diptera; Drosophilidae. Gene Ontology annotation, biological process: negative regulation of apoptotic process; regulation of cell cycle; positive regulation of protein ubiquitination.
GGCGUUUUCAGUUCGCUCACGAAGCUCGAAUAGUAAAGAAGCCAUGGAUACGCAAGCGCUACAAUAUUAAGCACUUAAUUUAUGCAUUUAAAAAACUACAAAAAGAAAAGUGUUUUGAUUUCGGUAUUGCGGUCUUCAAACUAAAUUGUGAUAUUGGUAGUAUUUUAAAAGCAACAACAACAAUAAAAGCAACAAAUUUCAAAUAAAUACAGAAACAUCUGCGUCUCUGUGUUUGUGUGUUUUCCGUCAACGUCAAUUCGUCGCUCGGAAAAGAAAAAUCAAUACCGUGAAAAGAAAUAUACAUUUGUCUCGAACCCAAAUAGAACUUAAUAGAUCAAAAACACAAAGAAGUAUCAGGGGAACUUGAGUUUUUCAACAAAAAGAGAAAAAUUGUCAAGUGGGAAUUAAAGCAACAAAGCAUAGCUCCAGUAAGCACUUUAUCAAGAUGGCAAAUGUAGCAAGUCCGCCAAGGUAUAUACCUUAUGGAUCCGUGACAACGGCAACAACAACAACGACAGCAACAGCAACAACAUUGGAUCAGGUGGACAACAGCACGACAGCCACGCAGCUGUUGAAGGCCUUCGUUAACAGAAUGAAUGACAAAUACAAUCGGGAGGAUGAGCGCUUAAGGACAUUCGAUAACUGGCCCUUGUCCUGGCUGGAUAAGCACGCAUUGGCACAGACGGGCAUGUUCUUUACCAACGAGGACGACAAGGUCAAGUGCUUUUUCUGUGAGGUGGAAAUCGGUCGCUGGGAGCGCGAAGAUCAUCCCGUUCAGGAGCAUCUGCGCUGGUCGCCCAACUGCCCGCUGCUGCGACGCCGCAACACCAACAAUGUGCCCAUCAAUGCGGAUGCACUGGACCGCAUACUGCCACCCGUCAGCUAUGAUGUGUGCGGAUCCAACGAUACAGCCGGCCUGGAUGUGCGCGAGAACUCCUACUCCGAGGGCCGUCAGUCGAUACAGUCGACGGGCGUGAAUACCUCGCCGCCUUUACGACUCGGCGGUGUUGGCUCGCCCAUGGGCAUGCAGGAGCCGUGCAGCCGGCCCGCCGGCAACGGCAAUGGUGGCAAUUAUUUUCCCGAGUAUCCAGAGUAUGCCAUCGAGUCGGCGCGUCUGCGCAGCUUCGAGGAUUGGCCGCGCAACAUGAAGCAGAAGCCACAGCAGCUCGCCGAGGCGGGUUUCUUUUAUACUGGCGUCGGGGAUCGCGUGCGCUGCUUCAGCUGCGGCGGCGGGCUCAAGGACUGGGACGACAACGACGAGCCCUGGGAGCAGCAUGCGCUCUGGCUAAGCCAGUGCCGUUUCGUCAAGCUCAUCAAGGGUCGUCUGUACAUCGAUGCGGUUGCCGCGGCAGCGCAGGCCGCCAAGCCAGCAGCAGGCCCAGCAGCAGCAGACGUCGAGAAGCAACAGGAGCAGCAACAGCCGGCGAGCCAGCACAGUUCAAGUCCAAGCGUCGAUUCCCUGAGCAGUGCUCCGGUUCCAGAUGCUCUGGCUGCACCCUCUGCAACUACAGCAACAGUUGCUGCAGCUGCCUCCGCCGCCUCAGGUGGCGACGAUGUGGCGCCCACGUGUGCCGCACGCAUCUACGACAAAAUACUGGCACAGGGUUGCCCAGAAGGUGCCGCAUUGGCCAGUGUAGCCGGCGGCGUGACCGUGCCCGAAGAGAAGCUCUGCAAGAUUUGCUAUGCGGCCGAGUACAAUACGGCAUUUCUGCCCUGCGGCCAUGUGGUGGCAUGCGCCAAGUGCGCCUCAUCCGUAACCAAGUGCCCGCUCUGCCGAAAACCCUUCACCGAUGUCAUGCGUGUAUAUUUUUCUUAAAUGGCAUUGACUCCAUCCUAACCACUGCGCGUCUGCA